AUGAGCCCUUUCGCUGCUCUUCCGACAGGUGCUGGCGGUACCGGCAGCCGCAAUGGAUCCGUCAGCACCCACGCGAGCAUGGAGGCAACCAACUCGGCAGCUUCUCACGGUGGCUCCACAUCAACGGCAGCAGCCUCAACCGCUCCGCUUAUGCAGACGCCAGACGCUCGUCGUCACGGUCUCGGCCUCAUUAACGGCAGCGAGGCUCAUUCUUCGCCUGUAUCGCAGUCCUCGGCCGGCUUGUAUCAUCAGUUCCAAUCGAGCCGUCAAGUUGCAUCACCACACCAGGGUCAGCAGUAUCCGCAGCAAUCGCAUCAUCAGUAUCAGCAACAGCAACAGCAACUUCAUCACCACCAUCACCACCAUCAACACGGCGCUUCCAUCAGCAGCUCAGCCGGCUUGCGUCACGAUUCCACGGAUAGCGGUCUCACCCCCACCUUCUCGAGCAACGCCAUCGCGUACAGCAGCCCGAACCCUACAAACGACGCCCUUGACUCGGCUUCGCUGUCCGCCCACACCUCGACCGCCGUCUCCACCAACGCCUCGAGCCACGUUCUCAUCGCAAGCAUCGUCCAGAGACUAGUCAACAAGCUGCCAUGCAACUCAGGCUGGCGUCUGCAGGUGGUCGAGGAGGACGACCUGGUCCGCUCGUGCGUCAUCCACCUCAUCAACCUCAGCUGCUUCCAGCUCGGAAUCGUUGUCAAAGAGCUCCUGGGUGCCAUUGAGUUGCUCGUCAAGCAGUCGUCACAGCAGCGCCUCGAACAACAAGCCAGCAUCGGCAUACUCCAUUCGCAGCUUUUCAUCCUCAAGGUGUUGGUCUCUUGUCUCAAUCAUCAGUGGCGCAUUGCCUCGGGCUACACCAACAGCCCACUGCCGGAACUCGGUCCCCUUCCCAGCCCUGUCAACACCAACGGCAACAUGGACGACAGCCUUGGGCAGUGCACUUCAACCUCAGCGCUUGGAUGGCCCGAUCCACCCGCCAUGGACGAUACGCAGGCAAAGCACGUUCUCAGCGUCAUGACCUUGCUCAUCAAGCAGAACGUCGCUAGAGACGAUGUCAGCUUUUCCUCCAUCCACGAAGGCGUUGAGUCGCGCCCCUCCUCCAAGAAUGACCCCGCCGCUUCUCACAGCAUGUCCGCGCGCGCCGCACCCUCGGAACGGUCGCUGCGAGACAUCAGCCUCCGCGACGCCUCGUCCGGCUUCUCCACCAGCAAGACCUUCAGCAGCCAGUCGGGCUCACGGCUCGCUCGCGAUGACUCCGACUCUCGCGAGGACAGUAGCACGGCCAGUCUCGGUGACAAGUUCCCCGAAGUCUUCAUGCCCAGCUCUCUUUGCCUCGCUACCUCCACAAGCCUUCACGUCCUCUAUCCUUGCUUUCCGCCCACACGCUCUCCAUUCGAUACGCCGCCAUGCAUUGACGAGCCCGACAUGCUCAAUGCUGCUGCUGCCUCUCCCGCCGCCUCUGCACUUCAAGGGAACAGAGCCGAAAUGACAGAGCUCAGCUCGUCCGCCAAGUUCAACGCCUCUUCCUGGACUACCACCGCCUUUAGCCAGGACGUCGAGGGUUCCGACAUCCCCAGCCACCUUCAGACUCGCAUCUAUCGUCUCGCCAGUCAAGUCGUCUUUUACCUCAGUUCGAGCAAUUGGGUCGUCGUCAGUGCCCGACUGCGCAACCGACUCUACUACCUCAGCUCGACAAUCGAAGAGGCUCCUAGCACGGCUGAGUUGCGGCUGCUCGAGUGCUCCAACUUUGAGCGUUCGCGCCUCGCCAGCAUGCUGCAGGAGGUGGGCACCUCGUUCCCCCAGCUCAAACGCAGUGCGCAGUACGCGGUUGCCCUCACGCUCCGACGUGCCAUCUGGUCGUGGAUCCAGUAUCAUCCGACCGAGUUCGCCAGCUUGGCUGCCGCCAAUCGCCGCUUUGAAGGAAGUCCAGAUCUUGUCUUUGACCAGGUCUACACGCUCGCCGACACCACCAAGCGCAAGAUUGCUUUUUGGCCCAUGCUCACAUCGCUCCUCAUCCUCUGCCCAGACUUGGUGGGCAAGGCCGCCGUAGGAGAGAAUCGUAAAGCGAGUGGCAGCCUUGCCAAAAAGUUGUCCUUCAUCGACGGACUCCGCCGACCUCCCCGCAACACUGCCCUCGUCGACGUCGCCACUCUCUGCUGCAUUGACCUCUUCAAAGCCGCGGCUUCCGUCCCUCGAAGCGAAAACGGUCUUCGCCUCAUCGUACACGACCUCGAGGCCGAGCUCAAGGAACGCCUAUUCGAUCCCAAGCGGCCUUUGGCUAGCGGCAACAAGCCCAUCGAGCUCAUGCUCAUGGUCGACUUCUUUGCUGCGCUCUUCCGCCUCGACCCGCAACGUGCCAUCCGCGAGCUUGUUCCGGUCUGCAUGGCCGAGUCGAGCCCUAUCCACUUUAAGAUUGCACUCGUCAAGGCAUGUGUGCUGCUCGCCAGCGAACGCCAGCGCCUCCCAUGGGCUCCAGACGUGAGCCUCUUGUAUCCGCACACUUCCCCUCAGCUUCGCGCCUUCUUUCGAGAAACGACUUACCGACUACCGCGCUUCGACAAUCGCGAAGCAGCUCGCAAGCGCGCGGCGUCCCGAUCGGCUUCGGCCAGUCACUUCCGCCACGUCUCGCUCUCGGUCUCGGCCGCGACGGCUGCGUCCAGCGUAGAGGAGCUCGGCCGCCUGGAUCUGCUUCAAUCCAUACUGCAGCUGUGGACACUCGAUGUGGCUGCGCUCACUCAAGGUCUCGACUUGACCCAACCCAAUGCGCUGUCAUCCCUUUCAGGUGGCAUUGUCCCUUUUGAUCGCGAGACCAUCCUGCGCAAUGCCGUGCCCAUUGACAGCAUGCUUGGCUUCACGAUAUCGGUCUGUUCCCUCUUUUCCACGCCGCCCGAGUUUGCUACCUAUCGCAUGAGCUGUGCGGCCUUGCUUGCCCGCGUCUACCACUGUGGCCUGCUCGAUCCCAAAUUUGCCGAGUUUUGCGAUCACCAAUGUCGUGUUUCCCUCUCGUGCCUGCCCUUCUUCUUCAACAUCAUCACCGAGCAGCUCAUGUCCUCUGAUGCAUCCGAGAUGCAGCGCCAUUAUCUGGAACUCCUCCGUCGGUCACAGCUGCGGCGGACCUUCUUCAUCGGCAAGGAUAGCGAUUGGACAGACACGGUCAAGGCCUCGGUCUAUCCACCAGAGAACGAGCGCAAGCUCGAAUACAUCUGGGUUCAGCUUGUCACGCUGGUGAUGAUCUGCUCUAGCGACACCGAAGUCUGCUCGCGCGCCAUGCAGUGUGCCCGCGACUACGCCAAGCUUACGGCCUCCAUCACCGACUACUACGAUUCGCUGCCCGACGAAUGGAUCCGCCUUUACACGGAUCUGAGCGAUCCAAACGUCCUGCACACGGGACGUAUCGCUCAGCAGAAGCGCAUUCGGGCGCUCCUACGGGAUAUUGAAUCGCCAUCGGCAGCCAGCUGGCUCGCGUGGAAAGAGGCCUACUCACGUUGGUCCAGCCUGACGCCUCUAGUAGCCAGGCCCGUCGCAGAUGACACGCUACCGGCACAGGACAAGGCAGGACAGUGGCACAAUUAUGCGGGGUUCUUGUGCGCCUUCGGAGGCGCUUGCUUCUUGGCAUCCACCGCCAUCAGCUCAGAGAUCGAACCGCUCGUCGCCAAGAUCUUGCCACAGUUUUCCGACCUCGAACAGCAACCUGCUAUGUUGGUCGAACAGUUUGUGCAAGAGAUGGUGGACCUGCUCGUCUCCGACUCAUUGUGGGUGAGGGAGAAGGCCAAGGAGACUCUCGGUGUCGAUCUCAGUCCUCGCUUGGUCGGCAUUCUCUUCCGCCAGAUCCAUGCCGUGCUCAGCGACUUUUUCGACAAGGAGACAGGCUAUCCAAAGACGAACGAGAUGUAUACUGUGUUCGUCGAACAGAGCAUCGGCGUUGCCACCAUGGUGCUCGCGCGCCUCGACGAAGUCAAGACCUCUUCGUCGACGUCCAAAGUGGACAUUGGCUCGCUGAUGGUACUCUUCGUCGAGUACGCCAACUCGCUCGGCCGCGACGAGCAGGCGUUGCGCAUCAAAACGGCCAUGUGCCAGAUGUGUGAGGCUCUCAUGCGCAAAAAGGCGGCCUUUUCCUUUUCAAACGAGCUGCGCGUCCGCAACCGUCUCUUUCAGGCGCUCACCACCUGGACCUCCGACGGCACAGAGGAUGGCUCGCACUCCACGUCCCUCGAUGCACUCGACCGGCUUCAUCGCGAUCUGGACGUCGCUUGCCUCAAGUGCAUCUCGAUCCUGCUCGACAAACUCCCGCUGCUGCUUGCCGACGACGCACUCCUUCUCGACGACAAGGUGGAACGUGCCAAGACUCGCCACUUUGCCAUGUACUUUGGCUAUUUCAUCCAGAUCCUCAAUCGUGCCAGGCACUCGGAGACGAAAGCAUCCACGCGUGCGCGCGCUCUCACCGAACCAAAGCCGCUUGCGACCACCAAGAGCAGCAAGAUUGACGCUGGGCGCGACUUCGCACCUCUCCGCGAGUCGGCGAUCCUGGCACUCUCAAACCUGCUGGCAUCCAAUAUUGACAGUGGACUGCACAACUCGUUGCCACUGGCCUAUCACGAAGAUCCGCGGAUCCGCACUGCUUUCAUGCAGAUCAUGACCAACGUACUCGACCAGGGCACCGCCUUUGACGAGCUCGAACGCAUGGGUGGCGCGCGCCAGUCGACUCGCUUGGUAGACCUGGUCUGCCAGGAAAAUCUGCAGCUGGCGCUCUCCAUCUGCCAGGUGUGCCCGAGCCGCGACCUCGAGCCGAUGAGCGUACUGCUACUCAGCAUGUUUGAUGCCAAAGGUGGGCUCAUUCGGUUCUUGAAGGCUGCUGUCGAAGAGGAAAUCCAGCGCACUGCCACCGAGGAGAUGGUCUUCCGCAGCAACUCGUUCGGCACCACGCUCUUGUCCACGUUUACACGUACGCACGGCUACGACUACCUGCGAUCCAUCAUAGCGCCGCUGAUCGCCGAGUUCGCUCGUAAGCCGGCCGGCUUCUCGGUGGAGAUGGACCCUUCGCGCGUCGAACCCGGUGGUAGUGCGCUCAAGAACCAGAGCGCUCUUGAGGAGAUCGCACAGUCCUUUGUCGACGCCAUCUGCUCCUCGGCGCACCGUGUUCCGGCCGUCAUGCGCGAGCUCUGCCGUCACAUUCGCAACGUGCUCGAUACGCGCUUCCCUGCUUCGCGCUAUCAAGGUGUGGGAGGCCUCAUCUUCUUGCGCUUCAUCAGCCCCGCCGUCGUGUCGCCGCACCUUAUCGACAUCAACCUCACAGGUCCGAGCAAAGACCUGCGACGCGGCUUGGUCUUGAUCAGCAAGAUCCUCAUCACCCUCGCCAGCAACAAUCUCUUCUCGAGUCACAAGGAGCCAUUCAUGACCGGACUCAACGACUUUCUCAAGAGCAACGUCUGGAAGGUGACCGCCUUCCUGGACCAAGUGUCGGACGCCCGCACGGAUCCAGAUCGCCUUGAUGCUGCCGACCAACCGCUGGAGCUCGGCAUCCAUCCCAACGUGUACGGCAUCGACGAGCGCGACCAAAAGAUGCUGCACAAGUUCCUCUUCGAGAAUGUCGACAAGCUCGGCCAGAAUCUUGCUGAUCGCGCUUCCAAGCGGACCACGGCGGUCGACGUGGCUUCCUUUGAGAAUGACAAGACGCUACAGCGCCGCAGCGAAGAAGCCAAGCACGUCUACGACGACUUGUGCGAUGCGCUGGCCAUCGAGGGAGAGCCGAAGGGCGACGACGUGCCCGAACCCUCGUUCGGUGCUGGCAACUUCCAGGACUUCCUCCGCAGACACGCGGGCCGCAACAUUGACGAAGGGAGCUACCGCUCCAUCUUUUACGAGGGACCCGCAUCUCGUGCCGGCCGACCGGUCCUUUACUACUCCGUGCACAAGCAAAAGGCGGAUACGGUCGACUUCGAGGGCCUCAUUCUCUAUGUUCUGCAGACGCUCGAGACCUUUGCUUACCGCCAGUUUGACGUUGUCAUCGACACCACUGCCUGCCAGCCGUUCAACGUGACGCCGAGUCAGUGGUUGCUCUACUUUAGCUCGCUGGUGCCCGCUUCGAUCCUCGCCAACGUCGUCAACGUCUUGUUCGUCAACCCCAACACCACGGCAUGCGUCGAGUUGCAGUUCUGGAGCGCAUCGACGUACAACGACUCUCCGCUCAAGCUCGAGUUUGCGGAUCGCCUGACCUCGCUACAGAAUGUGGUGCCGUGCUCGACGCUCUCCGAGAUUGAGUCGUGGAUCGAGCCGCGCAACCUCGCUUUGGACAAGGCCACUGUGACUAUUCUGGGCUCUCCGGCCGAGGUGCGAUUCGACCAAAUCACCCUGGUAUGGUACUACCGCAGCCUGACGCCAGUUACCUUCCUGAUCGGCGGCGAAUACUUGCAGAUCAAAGGCUUGAAGCAGCAAGAUUGGUUGCCCAACGUUCCAGUCCGCCUGAACGACGUCUUUCACCUCUCGGACAUCGACGACGUGCGUUCCAUCUCGAUUCGCGGUGAUGACAACACGUUCUUUAUAUCCUGCCGCAAUGGCUCGAUCAACUUUGUCUUCAACUGCCGCGAGCGGUCCGAGGUGGUGCAGGCGCUGCGACAGGCCAAGGCACGUGUAUCCAAGUUCCGUGCUAGCAAUGCGGUGGAUCGCGUCCUGCGGCCCAAGGCCGUACCGGGCACCUUGCUCAACAUGGCGAUGCUCAACAUCACAAGCAACGAUUCGGCUUUGAGGCUGAGCGCCUAUAACCUGCUGUGCGCCCUCUCCACCUCGUUCAACUUUGGCGCGAGCAGUGCCAAGAAGCGGCUGCUCAGCUCGCGUGGCCUGGCGCUUCCGGCCAACACGAUGGCGUUUGUGACGGACCUCAGCAAAGACUUUGCCGUGGCGGCACCGGGCGUUACGCUCGAGUUCCUGCUGUCGUUCUUUGACGGUUUUGAGCGUGCAGCGCCCAGUCAGAAGACAGUAUGCUUGCACUACCUGUCGCCGUGGCUGUCAAAUCUGGUCAUGUUCGUGCACACGUCGCGCGAGCAGCAGGGCGAGUAUCAUCGGCGCAUCAAGGAGAUCCUCAACCAGCUCAUCAGCAUCACCACCAAGCAGCCAGACAUGUACGCAAUCAUGCAACGCUGCGUGUGGUCGCAGCUUAGCCGCCUCGACGACCUCAUCCCGACAUUCUUGGAUGUCUUCACCGAAGCGGCCAUGGACUCGGGCCUGCACACGGAGCGGUUCGAGGCGGUGCUGGACACGAUGGUUUCGUUUGCCUCGAUCAAUCUGCGCGGCAAGCUGCUGUCUCGACUGCGCAAGGUCGUUGCCAAGACGGCGCAGAACCCGAUCGUUUCUCAGCUGCAUCUCACUGCCUCGUGGAAGGAGAUUGCGACGCUUGUGAGGAUGAACAUGGUGCUCUCGUUCACCAACCGCGUCGAGACGCUGCUAUACCUGCCCGAACUGAUGCAUGUCAUCCUGCUGCUUGCCGGCAACGGCGUGGAUGCAACGCGACAGUCGAUCUACGGCAGCGCCAUCAACCUGGUGCACUCGCUCUGCACGGAAGACCCGCGCGAGGCUCGCAAGCCUGAGGAGGCUAUGCCGCGCAGCGCCGAGGCGGUGGCCGAGCUGGGUGUGUUGCUCGAGCAGCUCGCCGAGCCCGAGUCGCUCAAGCUGUUCGGGCUGCCCACGGCCAGUUCGCAAGGAGGCAGCGCCAAUGCAGCGUUUGCAGCGUCGCAGGAGAUUGUGCGUGACACGCCCGACAAUGCUUCGAUCGAGCGACUUGCGACGCUGAUGUACGAGAUUGCAGACGUCGCUGCGCCCAACACAGACGCUGCCAACAGCUGGCGCGCACGAUUGGCGAGCUUGGUGACGAGCACUGCCUUCCAGUACAAUCCGAUCAUCCAGUCACGCGCUUUUGUGCUGCUGGGAUGCUUGGCGCAGGGCGAGAUCGAUGACGACUUGCUGUACCAGAUCCUGGUCUCGUUGCGCGGCUCCAUCUCGGAGUGGGCGAGCAGCAACUCUGAUAUGCCCAUGAUCAGCAUCGUGACGUGUCUGAGCAAGGUGGUCAAGAUCCUGCCUCCGCGGUCGCGCUACCUGCCGCAGAUGUUCUGGCUGGGCAUCGCGAUGGUACAGUGCGGACACGUGCCGCUCUUCAAGGCUGGCGUGGAGCUGAUGCACGCGACGGUGACGAGCCUCUGGGAGCACGGCAUGGCCGCGAGGGAAGGCAACGAUCUCGUUGGAUUCCUGCUGGAUGCGCGUUUCGAGUUCCGCGAUCUGGCAUGCAAGCUCGACGACGAGACCGGGGUCGACUUCGAGAUCAACUUUUCGUUCGGCAUGGCAGCUUUACUCGUCAAAGGGCUGCGACAUCCAUCAACCAAGGAAGCGACGACCAAGCUCAUGCGGGCCAUGCUGCAAUACUGCGGGGUGGACGGGCAAGGAGAGCGACGAUCACAGGGGGGUCGGAUCUCGGAGCGGCAGCUGGGCUUCUUUGUGGGUCUUCUGCCCACGGCGACGCGAGCGGAAGAGUUUGGACAGCUGCUGGCGCUGGCAGGCGUUGACGCCAGCGUGUGCAACUCGGCGGUGGAAGCGCGACGGUCUGGGUACAAGGGUCUGCGAGACCACCUCGACGUCCUCAACAACCGCAUCGCUCUGUUGCUUGUGACGUUGGUUACGUCGUUGUUGCAGCACGCCGAAUCGGAUGCGGAGAGGCUGCUGCUGUACGGCUUUCUCAACGAGGCGGCGCGCGAAGUGCCGGCGAUCGUCAGCAUCCUGUACGACAGUCUGGCGCCGAGCAUGAAGGACAUCUUUGUCAACUGCUCCAACGGUGCCAUUCUGGACGCGGUGCAUGGGAUCGCCCAGACAGCCGUCAGCCAGCCGUUCUUUGCGGCGCAAGCACGAGAGACUGCAAAGCGAGGUGGACCCACGGCCUAUCUCGCCGAAUCGGGCUAUGCGAGCCUGCUCGGCUGCGGCGCGUUUGUGCCUCUGAUGGAAGGACGUCGACACGUCCUAUGCAAGCUCAGCAUUCAGCUGGUGCUCGGCCUGACCGACGUUGGCACCUCCUAA
Sporisorium graminicola is the source of this 9057-nucleotide messenger RNA. RefSeq lists its product as uncharacterized. The record is from RefSeq and is a predicted model, not a curated record. Gene Ontology annotation, biological process: regulation of GTPase activity. The transcript is spliced from 2 exons. Lineage: Eukaryota; Fungi; Basidiomycota; Ustilaginomycetes; Ustilaginales; Ustilaginaceae. Bases 1 to 9057 code for a protein of 3018 amino acids.